Messenger RNA from Phanerochaete carnosa HHB-10118-sp, 1030 nucleotides. RefSeq lists its product as uncharacterized. The transcript is spliced from 3 exons. The record is from RefSeq and is a predicted model, not a curated record. Bases 82 to 753 code for a protein of 223 amino acids. Lineage: Eukaryota; Fungi; Basidiomycota; Agaricomycetes; Polyporales; Phanerochaetaceae.
CCUCAGUCGCCACUACCGCCCAGUGCGCCACAUGACCCGCUUCGGAAGCCUUACCACAUGAUGACCCUUCUCCGUCAAACAAUGACCUCGAAAACCGGCGGCUAUAUUACCCGCCGGUUGCAUGUACCGCAGGAGGUCUGGUCGCAAGGCGGUGCGAAGCUCACGAAUAUUCCCGAAAAGAUUCGCGUCGUCGAGGUUCUCUGUUCCGCGCUGGAGGACAUCCAAAGCUGGAGCGUUGAGUAUUUUGGUGCCGGAAAUGUGAGCAACGGCAUGGGCAUGGGAAUCGGCAGCAUCGGGAAAAAGGAGGCUGAGGCCUGGGCGAGCAAGCUGGAAGAGUUCUUAGUGGUAUGCGACGGUGUUGUGGGUAACUUCGGCAAGAAGCUCGGUGUCGGCGAGGGCUUCGUGACGAAAAAGAGCAGCGGAAAGGUCACAUCAUGGGGAGGCAAGCUGACACGUCAGCUCGACAAACUCACCAAUGGGAAGAACUUGGACUCCCCUGCUACCUACGUCCAAGGGCUGGCCAAACUCUUCAACCAGGCACAAAUACUGGAUGAACACACGAAGGCAGUCUGCUGUCAGCCGAUCGCGCCUUUAUACGCGGCGUUCCCACCGGAGUACCGGACGGGGUCCGAGAUGAAGCUCAGGCGCGCCUCAGAGUUCUUCGCGAAGGUCGUCCUCACGUUUGUCAUCCGCGACAUGGCGCUCCUGCUGGACAAGUACGUCAAGAAAUGCGAAAAAUGGCUCGCGGAAUGAGACCGGCGUCGGACCUGGACUAUGACCUUUUGUUCACCGCAUAGCAACCUCCCCCAUCGCUACCCUACCCGCAAACUCCUUGCUUUACAUGCAUCGAACCCAUCAUCACCACUUGUGGAUACUCAAGCAUAUACUGUAAUAUUACUUGCUAUCUCAUGGUUAGACCGUCUGGAAUUCUGGCUCGGUGUGUUUCUCUGUCCUUCAGCCAUUUCGUCCGUUGUCUCUCGUGGCUCUUCGUUCCUGCCCCUCCUGUUGUCACCAAUUUAUUUCUCCCCCA